UGUCUCCGUCUCCCCGUCUGCGUGCUUGGGUCUGUUUUGUGUGCGAAAGAUGCUUGUGAAAACGCUUGGCGCGCAAAAAUGCAGCUGCUGCUCGAUGCCUGUUCUGAUGCUGCUGCUACUUGUGAUACCAUCCCCAGUGAUGGCCCAUAUAAGUAGCGGCUCCUCAGGCCCUGCUCCAGCCGAUCCCGGCCUAGUAAUGGUCAACAAAUGCUGCGAAAAGUUCGAGAUACACGUGGAUAGCGAGUGCCAGCAGGUCAACCAAACGGACUACUUUCAGCCGAUGUUCACCAGCUAUGGCGGUGACCAGAACCGGCCUGUGCGCUUCAAGUUCAUCAUUGGCAUUCCCAAUUGCGGUUCCAUGCAGAUGUGGCCCAUCUAUCACUAUGCAGGGAGCUCUGAUAAGCUGGUGCUCCUGGACGAUGGCAAGCUGAGGCACUAUACCAAUGCCGAAGACGAGGCCGCCGAGCAGAGUGGCGUGCAAACAGACUACGAGGACGACAUAGCUGGGAGUAGGGAGCCGCUCUACCAUGACUACGAUCAAGGACUCUACUGCAUAGAUAGGGCCACUUCCAGCACGGGCGAGGAGCAUGUUUUGUUUGCAAAAAUCUGUCUGGCCAAAAAGGAGAUCAAGUGGAGCGAUUCAAGCUUUCUGCUGCGCAAGAUCCUCAAUCCCAUCUUCCAUGGAAUAUCGCUGAUUAUAUUGCUGGUCAUAGCCAUUGUCUACUUUAUUCUGCCGACCCUCAGCAGAGAUCUGGUUGGCAACAUAGUGACCACAAUAGCCGUUUGCCUGAUGGUCAGCCAGGCGGCUGACCUGGUGCGCAUCUUCACGGAGCUAACGAGUCACGUAAGCUUCAUUGUGGCGGACAUCAUCAUGUGCUUCAGUAUGCUGGCCGCUUUCUUUUGGCUAAACAGCUUUGGCUACUACAUCUGGAAGACGUUCCGCUCGAGGAACGUUUUCCUGCGCGUCACCGAUGGCCGAAUGUACUGCUACUACUCCGCCUAUGCCUGGGGCUGCACGGGCACAAUGGCAGCCCUGGCUGUCUUUGCGCAUUUCUUCCUCGAUGCGGAUUCGUACAAGCAGGAGCAGAUGGUGGGCGAGCAGGAGACGAUUGGCUGGCUGGGCAUUUGCAUAUUCUUUGCCCCCAUUGCAUGCACCAUCGUGGUGAACACCUUCUUCUAUGUGACCACCAGGAAGCUGAUCAACAGACGCACUGUCUACGGACGGAUUGCCCACAAACUGAAGGCCAACUUUAUUAUGUUCUCCUUGAUGCUGUUGGUCAUGUCCGUGGCCUGGCUGUUUCUUAUCAUGUCCUGGCUGCAGCUGGACGGCCUGCUCUAUGCCCACAUUGUGGUCAAUGCCCUGCAAUGCCCGCUGCUGCUCUACAUAUGUGUGCUGCGGCAGCGCCAUGUGACGUUUCUGCUCAAGAAAUCCUGCUGCUACAACGAGCCCCCCUCCACGAACGACUGGGGCGACGAGCUGCACUACAUGAACGGCAACGACUACUGAGAUACUGAGAAUAAUCAGCCACCGACUCCCGUCUCCGUUCCGUUUAGGAUCUAAGCUCUAGCGUCGCUAAGUGUUGUCCCGUAGUUUAGCAAUGUCCAACAUUGAGAUUUUUGUACUUAAACUUAACUAAUUUAUGAUUUACCAGUUAGGGAAUAAAAACAAGAAAAGUCU
Molecule: messenger RNA, 1678 nt
Organism: Drosophila obscura
Lineage: Eukaryota; Metazoa; Arthropoda; Insecta; Diptera; Drosophilidae
Gene: mthl5
Product: probable G-protein coupled receptor Mth-like 5
Exons: 6
Coding region: 50-1507 (485 amino acids)
Biological process (GO): G protein-coupled receptor signaling pathway; cell surface receptor signaling pathway
Cellular component (GO): membrane
Molecular function (GO): G protein-coupled receptor activity
Source: RefSeq, a predicted model, not a curated record